UAUAAAUUAAUUUCAAAUUCUUGAGGAAAAUGAUUGAUGACCCCAGAUUUGGCAAAGACCAGCUUAAUGAAACAGUUGAUUACCUGAGCAAGCAAGAGAUUGGAGUGAUCAUCUCACAAGGCUUGGCAGAGACAUAUCGUGAACAACCAAGCAACCCUGUUGAUUACUUAGGCAAAUGGCUCCUAAACAACACUAGGAGGGAAGCCCAAAAGGUUUGUGACGAUGACAGGAAAGAUCAUGUCAAAGAACUCAUUGCUAUUUAUGAAAGAAACCUCAAACUGGCUAAAUUAGAGGAAGAUGAUAAAAAGAAAAUACAGAAGGCAAAAGAUGACAAGGAAGAAGCUUUCUUUACUAAAGUUGAAAAAUGUGAGGAUCAUGAAGAUAUUGUUCAAGAUCUUUGUGAGUACCUCCAGGAGUACACCAACUCUACCUCUGUCUUUGUGAGCAAAUUAGUUCAGGAGAAAAACCCUAUCGAAGAAGACGACAAUGAUAAGGCACAUUUGAAAGAAGAUGGGGCUCUUUUCUUAGACAUUCAUCAUUCAGCUCCAGAGGAGUUCAAAUUUUUGUUAAGAAAAACAAUCGGAAUUGAUGAAGGAGUUGUUCACGACGUUUUCAAGGAGGAACCUCAAACAGAGCCUAAUGAAGUUAAGGCUACUGAAGAAGAAGCUGAGGCUGAAGGGGAAGAACCCCCUGAACAGAAGCCAGCCUCUGUGGAUAUUGAAGAGAUAGUCAGAGAACCAAGGAUAAAAUUUUUCAAAGUUCCUCGACUUGGAAACCUUUUCUGUAUACGUUUGAGUUAUGAAAGAUGUCUCUUUGAGCAGGCGUUGGAUGAAGCAGUCAAAGAUGUCUAUGACGUAGAAAACAAGAAGAGGCAGCAAGAGAUCGAAAAAGCAAUGUUUGAAGAACAAGAAGCUAAAAGAAAAGAAGAGGCUGAAAAGAAUGAAACUGAGUUUGAACCUGAGGAGAAAGAAUGGGAAGAAAUCAAACUCAAACCUUAUGAGACUGAGAUGGUCGAUUACGCGGUCUGCUUAGACACAAUGGGCCAGGACAGACAGUUCACUGAAGCUGAGAAGGAAAAAGUCUUCAAAGCAAUCAUGACCUUUUCUAAAGUAUGGCAGGAGCAAGAGAGAAGGAAUCUGGAAAAAGAUGUAAAUAGGCGGAUUGAAAAAGCAGAAGAAGAUAAGACCUUUAUUGAAAAAGCCAAAGCUCGCUUUGAAGAAGUCUCUGAAAAGUGGGUUGAGCAGAAUCUUGAGGAAAGUGAGGAGAACAGAGACGAAAAACUGAAGAGACUUGAGUAUAAGAAGAUGAUCCUCAACGGAGAAGUCAUUGAGAUCCGUCCUGAAUCUCCUUCAGAGACCAAGAAAGAAGAUAGAAGGGAGAGAAGAAAGAGAAAAGAGAGGGAAGACAAGGAAAAAGAAGAGAAUAAGGAUGAUUCUAAAGACCAAGCUGAAGAGGAAGAUAUUGAUUUCACUGAGAAAUGGAAAAAUGAUUUAAAAGAGCUCACACAGUAUAGAGUUAUCAAAAUGGCAAGAGUCAUCCAAACUGCAUUCUACCUGCUUAAGUAUACCAGGGAAGAUAUCUGCGAGGAGAAGACAAAUUGUCUAGACUGGAAGAAAACUAAGAAGUAUCUCAAUGAUGACUUCUUUAAAAAUCUGAAGGAGUACCAGCCAAUUGGAGAGAAGAAGGAUGAGUAUAAGGAGUACCAGAAAUUGAAUUUCUUGAUGAAAUAUCUAGAGGAAAUACAACUCCAAGAUAUCGAGGCAUACAGCCUUGCUUUGGGUCAGCUCUUCCUGUUCUUGCAGCUAGCGAUGAAAAUUCGUAAAGAAGAUGUGCUUAAGAGGUACCUCAAUAAUCAGAGAUUGAAGGAGGAAAGAGAAACAGCUGAGAAAUUAGAGGAGGAAAGACUUGAAGAAAGAGCAACAUUCCUUGAAGAUGAGAGGCAAAAGUGGGAAGACGAACACAAAAAGCCAGAGCCUAAAGAAGGAGAAGGUGAAGGAGAAGAUGAUGAAGAGGACGAAGAAGCUGAAGGAGAAGGUAAAGAAGAGAAGCAGUUUGAUGAAGAAGCUACUCUUGCUAAAUUUGAUAAAGAGAAACCUCCUACUGAGAUCCCUCCGCCAGUUGUAGAUGAUAUUGACAAUGAUAUUGAGCUCACUGAAGAAGAUAUUAAUCCUCCUCAGGAAUAAAUUCAGUUCAUUUCAACAUUGA
Messenger RNA from Moneuplotes crassus, 2205 nucleotides. The record is from the annotation of a GenBank genome assembly. NCBI's taxonomy places the organism in Eukaryota, Ciliophora, Spirotrichea, Euplotida, Euplotidae.